Messenger RNA from Spinacia oleracea (spinach), 1170 nucleotides. RefSeq lists its product as uncharacterized. The transcript is spliced from 3 exons. Gene Ontology annotation, biological process: telomere maintenance; DNA repair. Gene Ontology annotation, molecular function: DNA helicase activity. The record is from RefSeq and is a predicted model, not a curated record. Bases 1 to 1170 code for a protein of 389 amino acids. Lineage: Eukaryota; Viridiplantae; Streptophyta; Magnoliopsida; Caryophyllales; Amaranthaceae.
AUGGGUGAAAUUGUACUCCUUACUGCUACGCCGGGUAUUGCUGCAGCCAACAUACCCUCGGGAAGAACAACAUAUUCCAGAUUCAAAAUCCCAAUUGAUACUGAAGCUUCCCUCGCCUGCGAUGUCUCAAAGCAAGAAAGUUUGGCUGCAUUGAUACAUGCAACAACUUUGAUCAUAUGGGACGAGGAUUUGAUGGUUCUCCCUGUCCUUCCCCGUAAGACACAACUCGAAGCAGUCGCGGUCAGUUUAGUCAGUUCUUCCCUCUGGCCUAAACUCACUAAAUCUCGCCUCACAGAAAACAUACGUGCUAGAGAAGACCCGGGCUUCUAUGAGUUUUUGCUAGCUCUGGGUAAUGGAGAACUACAAACCCCCGACAAUAGCCUUGUCCACUUGCCAAGUGAGGUUCUGAAACCUCUGGAAGAUGGAAAAGAUCCCAUCACAGAUCUCACAACGCUUACAUUUCCUGAGUUAGACCUCAAUAACUUCAGCUCUGACAUAUUUACAACAAGGGAAAUUUUGACCCCAAUGAAUGAUGAUGUUUAUUCCAUCAACAUGGAUUUGAUUAAAAAGUUCCUGGGCGUGUCUGUUGUGUACAGAAGCUUUAACACAAUGCUUGAUAAAAAUUGUAAUGUCUAUCCUACAGAGUUUAUAAAUACACCGUGCCCUGGUGGAAUGAGCCCCCAUGAACUAACCUUAAAAAUGGGGAGUCCAGUCAUUUUGCUCCGAAAUGUACUCCCAUCUUCUGGUCUUUGCAAUGGCACGAGACUAAUAUGCAAAGGUUUCUUCCCCAGCCUGAUUCAAUGUGUGAUUAUAACUGUCCAUCGUAAAGGCAAGUAUGUCUUCAUACCACGUGUUAAGCUACGACCGACUGCCUCCUCUAAGUAUCCAAUUCUCUUUCAGAGGAAACAAUUUCCUAUCAAGCUCAAUUUUGCAAUGGCAAUCAACAAGUCCCAGGGACAGAAACUUAGUCAAGUCAAGUUGAUGUUUACCUUCCUCGUCCAUUGUAGGACGAUGAUCCGUUUGAAGACUUGGAGGCUUUUUGAAGGAGGACUUAUCGUGAUGAGUCAUCGUGUUUGCACAGUGAACCCAUCAGGGAUGUCAGGUCAUCGUGUUUUCACAGUGAACCUGUCAUCUUCAGAUGGUCCGUUUGAAGACUUGGAUGCUUUUUAA